Molecule: messenger RNA, 3981 nt
Organism: Trichoderma harzianum CBS 226.95
Lineage: Eukaryota; Fungi; Ascomycota; Sordariomycetes; Hypocreales; Hypocreaceae
Exons: 5
Coding region: 1-3981 (1326 amino acids)
Biological process (GO): transmembrane transport
Cellular component (GO): fungal-type vacuole membrane; fungal-type vacuole
Molecular function (GO): ATP binding; ATP hydrolysis activity; ABC-type peptide transporter activity
Source: RefSeq, a predicted model, not a curated record
AUGUCGGCAUAUAAUCUUGUCAUGUGUGAGCAGCCCAACAAGGCCUGGGCUCUUGUGAAUAUUCUUUUGGGUGUCCUUUUUACACUUGUUCUUCUGCUCCAUUCCAGAGCACCAAAUAUUAUUGUGGAGGCCAUUUCAGGCUGGCUUUCUGCAUCAAUUCAUUUAAGCGAAGAAACCUCAGCAAGUUUAAUAUCACGCUGGACUUUUUCAUGGGCAGGCUCUGUUAUUUGGAAAGCCUUUAGAGCUCAUCUGAGUACCUCUGACCUAUACGAGCUUAACUGGGAUGACAAAGCCAGAAUCACAAGUCGGCUGUUCAGCAAAGCCACGCCUGUAACACUGAAACUUGUUUGGAGACUCUAUCACUUUACAAAACAUGACUUGUUUAAUCAGGGUGCGUGGGCGGUUCUCUUUAGCUUAACCAGCUUCUGCCCGGCGUUUCUCCUUCGAUACAUUCUUGACUACCUUGAUUCGCCAAGCACCAUGUCCCAAAACAAUGCCUGGCUUUGUGUUGGGGGCCUUCUGGUUGCUGGAAUCGUGAAGGGUAUUGCAGAUUGCCAGUGUGAAUCGCUGGGUCGCAAAAUCAGUGUAAGACUGCGGGCUAUCAUGAUCGACCAGAUAUUUUCGAAAGUACUCAAAAAAGGGAUCUCAAGGCCUACAAAAUCAUCACCAGAGGAAGGAAAUUCCUCUGGCGACAUUCAUGCUACCGAUGGAACAAUUCUCAAUUUAAUGGCCGUAGAUGCGGCUAAUGUUAGUGAAGUUAGUGCACACAUGCACCUCACAUGGGUCAAUUUCCCUCUCCAGGUUUUGGUCGCAUCUCUAUCGCUGUAUAGCAUACUAGGUUCUAGUGGCAUUCUUGGCGUGAUGCUAAUGAUUGCUCUUCUGCCACUAAAUGUUUUGGUCUCAAAACGCCAGGUAGCAGCGCAAAUGAAAGUGUUGAGCGCAGCCGAUGCUCGUGUUCAAGCAAGCAACGAACUCAUUACCAACAUCCGCGUCAUCAAACUCUGCGCUUGGGAAGAGGAAUUUCGGAGAAAAAUUCGCCUAUUGCGAACGGCUGAGCUCUCGGAGCUGCGGGUUCGUUUUUUCUGGUGGUCGAUAUCCAUGACUGUAUUCUAUUCCUUGCCUUUCAUCACUACAAUUCUAACGUUGUUCAUCUAUACGAUUGUCGAAAAACAAAAGUUAGAAACCAAAGUCGCCUUCCCUGCUCUAGCCAUCUUCGCAGUCUUACGCAUUCCAUUAGAUAGAAUGUCGUCCAUGAUAUCAUUCCUUCUUCAGGCACAGGUCUCCAUCAGCCGGAUUGAGAAGUUCUUGAAAGAGAAAGAGACCAGCCGAGAAGAACAGUUAAUGGGAAGUGAUGCGCGAAUGAUUGGCUUCGAUAAUGCUACACUUGAAUGGUCAGUCCAGGACGUUGUGGGUAUCGGUGCCGGAGAAGACAUUCAACCCGCUGAAAAUCCGCCUACGCAGGAAUUUCGUUUAUCAAAUCUUGAAAUAAAAUUUCACAAGAAUGGCCUCAAUCUAGUUUGCGGCCCCAGUGGAUCAGGAAAGUCGUCACUGCUGCUAGCGCUGUUGGGGGAGAUGGAACUCCUGCGAGGCCGUGUACAUCUACCACUUGCAGAGCAGCCGAUUGGCGAUGAUACUUCAAUCAGCGAUGCAGCAUACUGUCCACAAGAGCCCUGGAUAAUGAACCAGACUAUUCGAGCUAAUAUUUUUUUGGGCUGCACUUCCAAAGUCACCGUUACAAGAUGCCGCGACAUCGCAGUAUUUGAGAACGGCGGUCUUGCCAUUGCGGGUGAGCGCGGUAGUCGCUUGUCUGGUGGUCAGAAACAAAGAGUUGCAUUAGCAAGAGCAUUGUACAGUCACGCUCAAUUCCUUCUUUUGGAUGAUUGUCUUAGUGCACUAGACUCGCGUACUGGAAGACAUAUACUUUUUCACGCAAUUAAAGGUCCCUUGAUGGAAGGCAGAACAUGUAUUCUUGCGACACAUCAUUCUCAGCUUGUUCUCCCUCAUUGCGACUAUGCGGUCUUCCUGGAGAAUGGCAUAGUAAAGCGGCAAGGAACUGCUUCAGAGCUUAUGCAAUCAGGUAUCACUGGGGAGAACACGCCGGCUACAAAUGCGAAAGACGGGUUCAGGCCGAUAGACUUUACACAUCACCCACAAAUGGUUGCAUCUCCUUUACUUUCGCCCGGAGCUUCUGUAACAGAACCGCCAGACAGCUGGAUUGGAAAUAUAAAUGCAGUCUCGGAGACUAAAGAUGAAUCGAUAUACUGCGAAGAUCAGAUGAGAGGAGCUGUUUCUCUGUCUGUGAUAAGAGUCUACCUCAGAUCUAUGGGGGGGUGGUGGUUUUGGGCAGUUGUGUUCUUUGCAUUUGCCCUUCAGCAAAUUACAUCUCUCGGAACAAACCUCUGGAUCAAGGUAUGGGCUCAUGAGUUCGAUGAGGCAGAGGAAACGCCACCAACGUCUCAUGUGAAAUCUGUUUACUACCUUGCAGUGUAUGGUCUCAUCUGCUUGGCAUACAUACUUGUCUCAUUUAUUCGCGAUCUCACGACAUUCUCUGGAGCACUCAAAGCCUCAGCUCAAAUACUCGACCGCUUACUAGACUCAAUUAUUCAUGCGCCCCUGAUAUUCUUCGACAAGGUUCCGUUUGGUCAAAUCACGAAUCGUUUCUCCAGAGAUGUGGAAGCAGUUGACCAAGAAGUGGCUCCUCACUCAAUGAGCACAUUUUAUACAUUCUGUUCGCUGAGCACAGUUAUUAUACUGAUUUCUAUCACGAUACCUUUAUUUAUUCCCGCAGCAGUCAUAAUUUGCUUGGCCUAUUAUACCAUCACUGUUAUAUACAUCAAUAGUGCACGGGACCUGAAAAGGAUUGAGUCUGUUCAAAGAUCUCCACUGUAUCAGCACUUUGGAGAGGCACUUGCGGGAUAUGUCAGCGUGCGUGCGUAUGGACACGCAAAUCGAUUUACAGAAGAAAAUCACGUCUUCAUCGACGGAUACAAUCAACCUUACAUUCUGAAUUGGGCGGCUAAAGAAUGGCUGACAUUACGCAUCGCUUCUCUGAGCGCUCUAAUUUCUUGGCUGACGGGAACUUUCUUGCUUCGGGGCCUUGUAUUCACUUACACUGCCACUUUCAGCGAUAACGUGCUUUGGUUUGUCCAGUUAUAUGCGAUAGUUCAGCAGAGCUUUAACUCAGUUGAGCGGAUUAUGGACUACACAGAGAUCAAGCGUGAGCCAAGUGAACCACUCGAGCCAUCGGCCUACGACCUUUCAACACAGUGGCCUAUCCACGGCCAUGUGCGUUUCCAAGGAUAUACUGCACGGUAUGCUCCGGAGCUCAGUCCAGCUCUGUUUGAUUUAAAUCUUGAUAUUCAUGCUGGACAACGAGUAGCGGUAGUCGGGCUGGAACCUGACGCCGGCCGCAUCACUAUUGACGGCAUAAGCAUUGCCUCAGUACACUUGGUGCGUUUACGACGGGCAGUAACUGUGGUACCACAAGAUCCUACUCUUUUUGGGGGCAGCUUGCGCCAUAGCCUGGAUCCGUUGAACCAUUAUUCUGACGAUGAUCUUCAUGAUGUGCUACGAAGAUUACAGUUCUUCCAAUCUCUACCCUCUGGAGAUCUAGACCAUCCGGCUGCGGCCUUAUCAAUGGGUCAACGCCAAUUGGUUUGCAUCGCGCGGGCACUACUCCGUCGCUCUCGGAUCCUCAUUCUCGAUGAAGCCACGGCAUCCAUUGAUCAUGCCACGGAUGCUUUAAUCCAGGCAGGGCUGCGAUCUAGUAUUGCGGAUGGAAUAACCGUUUUAACCAUCGCCCAUCGCCUCCUCACUAUUGCAGAUUAUGAUCGUGUGAUGGUCUUGGAUUCUGGUCGGAUUGUAGAACAGGGAUCCGUCGCUGAGCUUUUCCAAAAGCGAGGCGAUGGUGCCUUCUUUCGGCAACUGUGCGAGCAAUCAGGGGAUUUGGCUCACAUAGAGCGAAUUGUACGGGGCUUAUGA